AUGUCUUACAAGAUCGCAUUCGCAUUGGUUAUGCUCGGCGUGGCGCAGGCAGCGGUGCUCAGGACUUCAGCACCUGUUGCUGUGGCACCCGCACCCGUGGUGGCCAAGACCGUUGAGCUGGAGGAGAUUGAUCCGCAUCCUCAAUACUCGUACAGCUACGACGUACAGGACAACCUCUCCGGCGAUUCUAAGGGUCACGUGGAGGAGCGCGAUGGGGAUGUGGUCCGUGGCGAAUACUCCCUGAUCGAUGCCGAUGGCUUCAAGCGCACCGUCACCUACACCGCCGAUUCCAUCAAUGGCUUCAAUGCCAUCGUUCGCCGUGAACCUAUCGUUGCCGUUGCUGAGCCUGUGGUAAACGCUGCUCCAGUUGCUGUUGCCGCUCCUCUGGUUCGAUCGGCUCCAGUUGCUGUUGCCGCUCCUCUAGCUCGCGCUGCUCCAGUUGCCGUUGCCGCUCCUCUGGUUCGAUCAGCUCCAGUUGCUGUUGCUGCUCCCUUCGUGCGCUCUGCUCCCCUUGUAGCUGGUCUGGCAUCUCCCCUAAGAACAGCAGCAGUUGCAGCUCCUCUGAGAUACACAGCUCCAGCUUAUGCCGUUCGUAACUUGUAA
Drosophila hydei is the source of this 603-nucleotide messenger RNA. RefSeq names its product larval cuticle protein A2B (gene Ccp84Ae). The transcript has 2 exons. NCBI's taxonomy places the organism in Eukaryota, Metazoa, Arthropoda, Insecta, Diptera, Drosophilidae. The coding region runs from base 1 to 603 and encodes 200 amino acids. Gene Ontology annotation, cellular component: extracellular matrix. The record is from RefSeq and is a predicted model, not a curated record.